Messenger RNA from Thelazia callipaeda (thelaziosis nematode), 645 nucleotides. The record is from the annotation of a GenBank genome assembly. NCBI's taxonomy places the organism in Eukaryota, Metazoa, Nematoda, Chromadorea, Rhabditida, Thelaziidae.
AUGGAGUUAUGCAACUCUGUAGUGAAUAUUCGUGAAGGAACAAUGAGCGAGGAAGAACUUAAAAGAAAGGCUUCAAAAGAAUUGAAAACUGCGAAAGAUCCUUUAGAACGACUUCGACUGCAAUGUUUAAUUCGAGGCAAUGCCGGGAUUAAAUCUCUAGGAAGAUCAUUCCGUAUUAUGGAUGAUAGUGGUGAUCGCAAGUUAGAUCUUGAGGAAUUCCGAAAAGGAUUGCACAAUUUUAGUGUGAAUAUACCCAAUGAAGAAAUUGAACAACUAUUUAAAAAAUUUGAUAAAGAUGGUUCUGGUUAUAUCGACUUCAAUGAAUUUUUGCCUCCAUUGUCGAAAACUCGUGUAUCACUAAUCGAUGCUGCAUUUAAAAAGUUUGAUAAAACUGGAGAUGGCGUAGUAACUAUUGAGGAUAUGGAAGAAGUCUAUCAUGCUGAUCGACAUCCAAAAUAUCUUUCUGGUGAAAAAAGUCGUGAGGAUAUUUUCAAAGACUUUCUGAAGAAUUUCGAAGCUAGUGGACAUGUGGAUGGAAAGGUCACGAAGGAAGAGUUUCUGAAUUAUUACUGUGGUGUAUCAGCAUCUGUCGAUACUGAUGCAUAUUUUGAUUUGAUGAUGCGAAAUGCUUGGAAACUUUAUUAA